UACCACGUGUAAAGCAAUGGCAACAAAAAGAGUACAGAACAAUUAUGAUGAAGAUGAAGAAGAUGGCCGACCAAAAAAGAUUCCAAAGACAUUAAAAGAGAAGGACUCACAGAAAAGACUAGUACUAGUCCUAGAGAGAGCAAACUUGGAAACUAUUAAAAUUGGAAAGAACUUUGAGUUGCUGAAUUCUGACAAACACAAGUCCCAGAUAGCCAAAUAUGGUCGUGAAGCAGCAAGGCCAGACAUUACUCACCAGUGUUUGAUGAUGCUGCUUGACAGCCCUCUCAAUAGAGCUGGUAUGCUACAAAUAUACAUUCACACGGAGAGAAACGUCUUAAUUGAGGUACAUCCUCAAACGAGAGUACCCCGGACAUUUGAUAGAUUUUGUGGCCUAAUGGUUCAGCUGCUACACAAAUUGAGUAUACACGCUGCAGAUGGACCCAUGAAACUAAUGAAGGUUAUCAAGAAUCCCAUCACCGAUCACUUGCCAACAGGUUGUAGGAGGAUAGGUACUUCUUUCAAUGCUGAGCAGUGUCUGAGAGUGGGGCAGUUUGCUCGAGAUGGCCCUGUGGUGUUUGUGGUUGGGGCUAUGGCUCAUGGAAAGGUUUCUGUUGACUAUACUGAUCAGGAGAUUGCUAUUAGUGAGUAUCCAUUAUCUGCUGCCCUCACCUGUACAAAGAUAUGCUCUGCUUUUGAAGAGGCUUGGGGUAUACACUAACAAAACAACAAACGCCAUUCCUAUUUCACUGUUAUUGGUUUCAAAAUAAGUUAACUUCAAAAUAAUCAUAACAGUACUAAAUCUAAUUUUUGUGUUUUUAAAAUCUUGUAAUAAUGAUAAGUAAGAGCUACUAAGACAAGAUCAGAGAUAACA
Molecule: messenger RNA, 871 nt
Organism: Amphimedon queenslandica
Lineage: Eukaryota; Metazoa; Porifera; Demospongiae; Haplosclerida; Niphatidae
Product: ribosomal RNA small subunit methyltransferase NEP1-like
Exons: 6
Coding region: 17-718 (233 amino acids)
Biological process (GO): rRNA base methylation
Cellular component (GO): small-subunit processome; nucleus
Molecular function (GO): rRNA binding; rRNA (pseudouridine) methyltransferase activity
Source: RefSeq, a predicted model, not a curated record